Messenger RNA from Diplodia corticola, 645 nucleotides. RefSeq lists its product as uncharacterized. The transcript has a single exon. Lineage: Eukaryota; Fungi; Ascomycota; Dothideomycetes; Botryosphaeriales; Botryosphaeriaceae. The coding region runs from base 1 to 645 and encodes 214 amino acids. The record is from RefSeq and is a predicted model, not a curated record.
AUGCGGAAAGCGGCCCCGACCUCUUUCCUCACAUACACGGCUCACCUGCAACACACCACAUUCUCACCCGCGCAACCAAAACAAAAGCCCAUCACUCCAUCACUCCAUCUCACAUCUGCACCUCAAAACUACACCAACCACCUAGCAAGAGUAAUCAACACAAUCGCUAUGCCAGCCAAACGUCACGGUCGAGGAGGCCAAAGCCAGAGCCCAGGGCAAUACCAGAACACUGCACAUCCCUCGCACAACCACAGCCAGGACCCGUGCCACCAAGCUCAUCACCACUCCAACCUUCGAGGCCAGUCUCACCACGACCACCAAGACCAACAACAUCAACAGCAAGAGCAAGAGCAACAGCAACAGCCCCAAGGCCAACAACAGCAAACGCAGUCGCCACAACAGCAACGACCUCACCACCAAGGCCACCAGCAAAAUCACCCCAACGGCACGAGCACCGCCGCACCAACAGAAUCAGAAUCAGGAUCAGCAGACCAGAUCCCCCCCACAGAUCCCGCUGAGACGACGAGGCUCUGGAAGAUCGUGCGGCUGACGCUGAUUCUGAAAGACGAGGGGGACUCCGAGUGGGCUGACCAGAGUCGGUUGAAGCAAGGGGCGAGGGAGAUGGUGGAACAGGAGGAGGUGUGA